AUGCUUGAGUCUCAUGACACGCAGUUGUUCCGCACAGCUGUUUCGAUUCUCACAAUCCCCAGGGAUAGAUUCUGGUUGUUCAAGAGCGGUGUGCUGGAGAUUUUGUACAAAUUAAUUGACAGUUUGGAGGGUCUGAGCGAUUCUGACGAAGAGAGUGGAGACGAAAAACAUCUGGUUAAUUCCGUGCAUUCUUUGACCAUCCAGAAGGAUGACACCAGCGAGCAGGACUCGCUGAACUCUGAGGACGACGGAUUGUUCUUCCACUUGGCUUUUACUCCUGAGGAGGUGACCUUCAUGUGCAGCACGAGUCUGAUCCGGAAAUACCUUUCCAAGCCGUUGUCUCUCAACAAACAAGCCCAAUUGGGCGCAACACUAAUUGACGAGGAGUUUUUGGUUUUGCAGGUUUUGACUGACGGCACCAUCAUUGGCAAGAAAAUCCUGGAAUUGACUGCCCCUCUUUCAGAGCAAGGAAUUCCCAUUUUCUUCAUUUCCAAUUACUUCAGUGAUCUCGUGCUAAUACCAGCUGUCCAUAGGACGGCAGCUGUUGAAAUAUUGGAAAAAUCACAGUAUACAGAUACCAGCAAACUAGAGCAGGAGACGUUCCAAUUAUUUAGAUCGAGCUCGGUGAAGCCCGUUUUGAACACAGAUGUGAAGAUCCUGCUCACGGGAGCCCGUCCUGGAGACUCUUCGCUGGUUCUGCGACAGACUGUGGAGGCUCUGUCAAAAUACAACACCGAACAGAGCGGCACAAAGCACUCGUUCCUGGCAUACUUUGCACUUACCAGAACCCCCACCGAGGACAUUGGGUUGCUACUGCCUCUCGCAGAUGACGAGAUGGCCAAAGUAAAUUAUUCAAGAGCCACAAUUUUGGGAUCGUUGCAGGACUUCUAUUUCCCGUUAUUCAUCAACCUGAAAACGCUUCCUUUGGACUUGAAGGGCAUAGUUGCUGGUGUUGCGUCGAAACUGCUGAAGCUCGGACUGGACGAGAUGAGCUAUGUCAGUUUGGGGCGUUCUGCCGUUGUGCUGGUGCCUGACAACUUUCAAGAUACGGUUCAGAAAAUGCUGGACUCCAUGUGA
Molecule: messenger RNA, 1077 nt
Organism: Ogataea parapolymorpha DL-1
Lineage: Eukaryota; Fungi; Ascomycota; Pichiomycetes; Pichiales; Pichiaceae
Exons: 1
Coding region: 1-1077 (358 amino acids)
Biological process (GO): cellular response to L-arginine; regulation of intracellular signal transduction
Cellular component (GO): cytosol
Source: RefSeq, a predicted model, not a curated record